Molecule: messenger RNA, 1755 nt
Organism: Carica papaya (papaya)
Lineage: Eukaryota; Viridiplantae; Streptophyta; Magnoliopsida; Brassicales; Caricaceae
Gene: ARGAH1
Product: arginase
Molecular function (GO): agmatinase activity; metal ion binding
Source: RefSeq, a predicted model, not a curated record
CUGACCUGCCAAACUGAGGAUUUAUGUAGAUUGUGAUUCUACUAUUUGCUCGGAUAAUAGUAGCGUGUCUUUCUUUUUUUCAUCUUCUGCUUUUUACGUUGUUUAAUGUUGAAGGAAUUUCGUAGCUUAAUUUAAGAGCUAUGUAACGUUGCUGAAAUGAGGAAGAAAUUAGUUAUAAUUUAAAUGAAAGAAAGUUGAGAUGUACCGAUCUUAUUUUUGAAUUAAAAAGCUCUAUAAACCAAAUACAUGUUCUAGAGUCGUGCCUCACGGUUGAUCAAGGGACGGCGAUUUGAUUAAAUUGCAGAAUUCGAACGAAGCCAGGGAACAACCUAUGCUUGAGAAUUUUAUUUUGUUACCCAAUUUGUUGAAAAUUUGUUACUUGUUAUAUCAGUUUUCAUCCUCUGUGAAGGAAUUGCCAACGAGUGCAAAAUGUCAGCCAUGUCAACCAUAGGGCAGAGAGGAGUUCAUUACUUGCAGAAACUCAAAGCUGCAAAUGUACCUGCUGCUUUAAUAGAAAAGGGCCAAAAUCGUGUUAUAGAUGCUUCUCUUACUCUCAUUCGGGAGAGGGCAAAGCUUAAGGGUGAACUUGUGCGUGCCUUAGGUGGAGCUGGUGCAUCAUCGACUCUUCUUGGUGUUCCUCUUGGACAUAAUUCAUCAUUUCUUCAGGGUCCAGCAUUCGCUCCCCCGCGAAUUAGGGAGGCUAUUUGGUGUGGAAGCACCAACUCAACAACUGAAGAAGGGAAACAACUAAAUGAUCCACGGGUACUAACAGAUGUUGGUGAUGUCCCUGUCCAAGAGAUUCGAGAUUGUGGUGUAGAUGAUGACAGGUUGAUGAAUGUCAUAAGUGAGUCCGUCAAGCUAGUUAUGGAAGAGGAUCCAUUACGCCCCUUAGUUCUAGGUGGCGACCACUCAAUAUCUUUUCCUGUUGUAAGAGCUGUCUCUGAAAAGCUUGGAGGACCUGUUGAUAUUCUUCAUCUAGAUGCCCACCCUGAUAUUUACAAUGCUUUUGAAGGAAAUAUUUAUUCACAUGCCUCUUCUUUUGCUCGGAUUAUGGAGGGCGGUUAUGCUAGACGGCUUUUGCAGGUUGGAAUAAGGUCAAUAACAAGUGAAGGGAGAGAACAGGGCAAACGGUUUGGCGUGGAGCAAUAUGAAAUGCGGACCUUUUCAAGAGAUCGCCACCUUUUGGAAAACCUGAAACUUGGAGAAGGAGUAAAGGGUGUGUAUAUUUCUGUUGAUGUGGAUUGUCUUGACCCUGCUUUUGCACCUGGGGUAUCUCAUAUUGAGCCUGGAGGUCUCUCUUUCCGCGAUGUCCUUAACAUCCUCCACAACCUCCAAGGUGAUGUAGUUGCUGCAGACGUGGUUGAGUUCAAUCCACAGCGAGACACUGUUGAUGGAAUGACCGCAAUGGUUGCUGCUAAGAUUGUAAGAGAGCUGACAGCAAAGAUAUCAAAAUGAUAAAGCUAUAGUUUCAGAGUAUCGUAUUCCUUCUGCUGAAUAUGGACUUAGACCAAUCGGAUCAAAGGUUUUUCAUAUCCUCUAGCUUUGACUCUUAAAAGCUGAAUAGAUACCAACCUGAUACUUAAAGAGCUUUUCCAUCGGAUACUUCUUUUUACUUAGGUUAAAGAUGAUGAUACUGAUGCACUUUUAGAAAAUCAUUGCCAUGCCAUCUGGCUUCCAGGUAAAUUAAACAUUAAAAUAGCUAUAUUGUUUCGGACUCCAGAUUAGACAGCAAUAUCACAAAAGUUUCUCAGAUUA